CUUGUGACAGUAGAGACUAGAGUUGUUUCCAAAGUUGCGGCUAGAGAACGCAACUUUAAUCCAAUACGGCUCUCUAUUUUUCUUUCGUUUUCUUUUAAAUUUCUUUUUCUAAUUUAAUUGAAAACAAAUUCAUUUGAAUUAAUAACAAUUGACAAGGAAUGAUUGUUGUAUAAGCAUAAUCACAAUACGAAGGUUUUGUUCAGCUUUAUUUUCCUCUGAUAGUGGACUUUGCCCUAUUCCGUCUUGCCUGUGUACAUUUUGAACGUCAUCACAUAAAAAAUUCCCAAUAAAAAAUACCUCAACUAGAAAAUAAGGUUGAUUCGAACUGAUAAAGAAAAUAGAAUUUAUAAUAAUCGAAGAGCAAAGUUCACAGGGGGUACAUUUAAGUGAAAUUAUUGAAGAGGCUAAUCAACGAAAAAAAAAAUUCAAAACAAUGUCAGAAGCAGCUCCCGAACAAAAAGUCAAUCCAAUAAAAUCGUUUAUUAGUGGCGGUUUUGGUGGAAUAUGCAAUGUUCUCUCAGGUCAUCCUCUGGAUACUAUUAAGGUCCGUUUACAAACAAUGCCAACACCAGCACCAGGCACUGCCCCACUAUACAAAGGCACAUUUGAUUGUGCCAGUAAGACUAUUCGCAACGAAGGUGUUCGUGGAUUGUUCAAGGGCAUACAAGCUCCCCUAACUGGAGUGGCGCCCAUAUUUGCAGUUUGCUUUGCUGGUUAUGGUUUGGGAACAAGAUUGCAACAGACUGAAGAUAAUAAAAAACUUAGCUAUGGACAAGUUUUUAUUGCUGGUUCAUUUUCGGGAAUAUUCUCAACGGCGAUUAUGGCACCGGGUGAGAGAAUCAAGUGUUUGUUGCAGGUGCAAUCGGAUGUAAAGGGUGCCAAGAAAUACGAUGGCAUGAUAGAUUGUGCUAAGAAAUUGUACAAAGAAGGUGGCUUGAGGAGUAUAUUUAAAGGAAGCUGUGCAACUAUGUUGCGAGAUGUACCUGCUAAUGGAAUGUAUUUCUUGGUCUAUGAGUAUCUACAAGAUAUGGCUAGAGAGAAGUCUGGCGGUGAAAAUGUUGGUGUUUAUUCAGCACUAUUUGCCGGUGGUAUGGCUGGUAUGUCUUAUUGGAUCUUGGGAAUGCCAGCUGAUGUGCUUAAAAGUCGAUUACAAACAGCACCUGAAGGAACUUAUAAACACGGUAUACGUAGUGUCUUUGCUGAUUUAAUGAAAAAAGAUGGUCCAUUGGCAUUGUAUCGUGGUGUUGUUCCGGUUAUGAUUCGUGCCUUCCCAGCGAAUGCUGCCUGCUUCUUUGGCAUUGAAGUGUGCAAUACAUUUAUGAAAAAAGUUGGUUUUUAAUUUUGUUUCAAUUUUAUUAAAAAAAAAAGAGGCAAAGACUCGAACAAAAAUAGUGUGUUCUUGAAAAAACAACAACAAAAAAAAAUAUGUUAUUUAAUAGUUUUCAUUUUUGUAAAAUAAAAAAAACAUCGUUUGUAUUUA
Episyrphus balteatus (marmalade hoverfly) is the source of this 1480-nucleotide messenger RNA. RefSeq names its product congested-like trachea protein. The record is from RefSeq and is a predicted model, not a curated record. Gene Ontology annotation, biological process: carnitine transmembrane transport; mitochondrial transport. Bases 434 to 1339 code for a protein of 301 amino acids. Gene Ontology annotation, molecular function: O-acyl-L-carnitine transmembrane transporter activity. NCBI's taxonomy places the organism in Eukaryota, Metazoa, Arthropoda, Insecta, Diptera, Syrphidae. Gene Ontology annotation, cellular component: mitochondrial envelope. The transcript has 5 exons.